CACAUGUUCACACGGAAACCUGAACGCACACAGUUGAAAGACGAAGGGAGAGGUUUAGCCCUUGGACUUGAUGUACUACUGCAGAUUACUUUUCUACUUCCUUUGACUGGAGCCCUGAACUUCAGAGGAAAAGCAAGAAGCUGUUGGCUAAGUAAUGCCUUGGUGGAGUUCAUAAGCAGAGAACACUAUGGCUUCACAGGAUCAGAGUGCAGGGUGCCUGUUAGUUCAGGAAGAGAUGGACGGUAUCUGUGUUUUACCAGACAUGACCAGCAUCAAAGCGGAGCACCAGGUGGGCGGCAGUGGAGAGGACGGGGGAACUCAGAAUGUGGCCAUGGGCAUAAAGUUCAUCCUGCCGAAUCGUUUCGACAUGAACGUGUGCUCCCGUUUCGUAAAGUCCCUGAAUGAGGAGGAGAGUAAAAACAUUCAGGACCAAGUGAACUCUGACCUGGAGGUAGCAUCUGUGCUGUUUAAAGCUGAAUGCAACAUUCAAACGUCUCCAUCUCCUGGAAUUCAAGUAAGACACGUCUACACACCAUCAACAACGAAACACUUCUCUCCAAUCAAACAGUCCACCACCCUAACAAACAAGCACCGGGGCAAUGAAGUCUCCUCCACUCCCUUACUUGUGCACUCUCUGUCCGUUCACCAGCUUGCGGCCCAAGGGGAAAUGGUGUUUCUUCCCAGCCGUAUUGAGCAAGAACCCGUGAUCAACCUGCAGGACGAGGAGGGCUUCACUCCACUCAUGUGGGCUGCAGCUCAUGGACAGAUUGCCGUGGUGGAGUUUCUACUUCAGAAUGGCGCAGACCCUAAUGUCCUAGCAAAGGGACGGGAGAGUGCACUGUCACUUGCCUGCAGUAAGGGGUACACUGACAUUAUGAAAAUGCUUAUAGACUGUGGUGUGGAUGUAAAUGAGUAUGACUGGAAUGGGGGGGCACCUCUCCUGUAUGCUGUACAUGGGAAUCACGUUCGGUGUGUGGAAGUCCUCCUCGAGAGUGGAGCAGAUCCAACCCUGGAAACUGACUCUGGAUUCAACGCAAUGGACAUGGCUGUGGCAAUGGGGCACAGGAACGUUCAACAGGUGAUGGAAGCCCACCUGUUGAAGCUUUUGCAAGGUGUCACAGAAUGAAAAGGACCAGGGAAGCGAGGUUUAAGUUGCACAUAUACAAUGUGCACGUGCUGCAGACAUCAGGGAGAAGUUUUGCAUGUUUUUUGUGUUUUGGAUAUCGAUUUCAAAGAUGGAUAGUUUUUCAUUAUGUGACUUCUGCUUGUAGUGCAGUGUAAAGUUGAUGUCCCCUUCAAAAUGUCUGAAACAACCAUUUGUGAAUAGUGGUGGUUUUUAUUUUUGAAUGAGUAGUUUGUCUACCAGACAGCAGGCAUCUUGAGUGUUAUUAAGAGUCUGCUCUGCAGAGGCUGUCACAAAUUGGAAUUAUUUUGCCUUGCUAUGAUUUUUUAGUGAAAUCAGUUCAAGAUGGGUAUGCUGCUUUUGCUGUUUCUGAAAGUUGUUGUGUGAAAUGUGAACAUCAAUACUUGCUCUACAUUACUGAAUUAUUUAUUCCUGCAUUGAUAAGUUGGCGGAUUGCCUGAUCAGUGUAAGAGAUGCCACUGGAGCAGGGAUGAGGGCUGAUCCCUAGUGGAUUCAAGCUCUCUUGUAUUUAUAAGAGUGUUUCUGUAGUUGUAAUUCAGAGAUUGUGUCAUACAGUAGUACUGAUAUCAGGAGUGACCUGUUACCGUUUGCUUAAUUUAUUACCUAUGUUACAUAUGCAGGUCACAAUUGUGUCAUGUUUUAUUUCAGAUUUUAUCAUAGAAGGCAAGUUAGGUGGGUUUCUCCUUACCUCACAAUGAGUGACGUGGAAUAGAAAACCAGCCAGUGUAUUUGGCAAUUGUAACUAAAAGACAGCAUGCUUAAUACAGCUUGUGUAUCACUAGUACUGUGACUGUAGGUUUUGUUUUUAUGAUUUACCAGACAUGCUGACGUUCACUAAAUUACCCAAUACCCGAAACCUUACUUCUACAAAACAGCAGGCUUUUGAGAUGCCAGUGAGCCUUGUUUUAAUAGAUACCUCUUUGUUACAUCUUUGUUGUGUAUAAAAACGAUCAACUGUGAGCAAGAGGUGUGUCAUAUAAAACGUUCAUCUGGUUUUAUUCUGUACUGGGGUUGUACGCUUUUGAAAUAAAUGUACAUUUUCUCUCAU
Polyodon spathula (Mississippi paddlefish) is the source of this 2192-nucleotide messenger RNA. RefSeq names its product ankyrin repeat family A protein 2-like. The coding region runs from base 188 to 1126 and encodes 312 amino acids. Gene Ontology annotation, molecular function: protein binding. Gene Ontology annotation, biological process: regulation of gene expression. The record is from RefSeq and is a predicted model, not a curated record. Gene Ontology annotation, cellular component: nucleus. Lineage: Eukaryota; Metazoa; Chordata; Actinopteri; Acipenseriformes; Polyodontidae. The transcript has 9 exons.